GCUCGGGUGGAGCCGCGGAGGAAGUGAAGUGUCAAUGCGAGUCUCCCCAAUGCAGGCGGGACGGCUGACUGCUGCCUCGCCGAAAAAAGCAGCGCUUCAGCCGUAAACUGACCGAAGCGAGUCCGUCGCAGAGGUUUUGCGGUCGGAGCUCCCGAGGACUGACGUCAUGCCGAAGAAUGUUCCGUAAGGGAAAGAAGCGUCACAGCAGCAGCAGCUCCCAGAGCAGUGAGAUCAGCACAAAGAGCAAGUCUGUCGAGUCCAGCCUGGGAGGACUUUCCCGGACCAGCACAGUCGCCAGCCUCGACACCGAUUCCACCAAAAGCUCAGGUAACAGUGCCUCAGAUACCUGCGUGGAGUUCCGGGUUAAGUAUGUGGGGGUGAUUGAGCAUCUGCGGUUUGAUAUGUACAAGACCCUCCUGGAUCCGUUGGACCUGAUAAGCUACAUCGACGCCGCCCAGCAAGACGGAAAGCUGCCAUUUGUACCUGGAGAGGAAGAGUUGGUCCUGGUCGUUUCCAGGCAUGGCGUGAAGGUGACCUCCAUGAAUCAGAGCGAUGUGCUGCAUCGCCACCCGCUGUACCUCAUCGUACGGAUGCUGUGCUAUGACGACGGGCUGGGCGCCGGGAAAAACCUCCUGGCGUUGAAGACCACCGAUGCAGGGCAACGGGACUGCAGCAUCUGGGUCUAUCAGUGCAGCACCGCGGAACACGCACAGGCAAUCUGCAAGGUACUGUCGGCCUCCUUCGACUCCGCCCUGGUGUCAGAGAAGGCUUGAGGGACCCGUUACCUGGCUGAUGACGUCGCCGGCAGCCGUCACUGUUGUUUACUGGCAUGUUUUGCACUAAUGCCUUUCCUUCACGAAGCAUGCAGACAUCGUUGCCUAUACAGACCAUUUGUCUGAUGUAAUUUAAUCGAGGCAAAAAAAAAAAAGGCUUUGGCAUUAACCAGCCAAUAGGUGCACAAAGGCACAUCACAUGAUCACAAGGAUGCUGUACAUCUCCCCUUUGUACUUCCUGCCCCAUUGCGUUGUGGGUUGUUAUUUCACGUUUUAACCAGUACUUUUUAAUCUGUGGUACGAGUGGAAUGGAUCAUACAUACGGUACAAUAAAAAGAAAAAAUUGUUUUGAAUGAAACAAA
Brienomyrus brachyistius is the source of this 1135-nucleotide messenger RNA. It is a transcript of the gene itgb1bp1, whose product is annotated as integrin beta 1 binding protein 1. Gene Ontology annotation, molecular function: integrin binding. The transcript has 7 exons. Gene Ontology annotation, cellular component: lamellipodium; cytoskeleton; ruffle. Bases 177 to 773 code for a protein of 198 amino acids. Lineage: Eukaryota; Metazoa; Chordata; Actinopteri; Osteoglossiformes; Mormyridae. The record is from RefSeq and is a predicted model, not a curated record. Gene Ontology annotation, biological process: negative regulation of focal adhesion assembly; negative regulation of substrate adhesion-dependent cell spreading.